Acytostelium subglobosum LB1 is the source of this 1443-nucleotide messenger RNA. RefSeq lists its product as hypothetical. The transcript has a single exon. Gene Ontology annotation, molecular function: fructuronate reductase activity. NCBI's taxonomy places the organism in Eukaryota, Evosea, Eumycetozoa, Acytosteliales, Acytosteliaceae. The annotation marks the transcript as partial. The record is from RefSeq and is a predicted model, not a curated record. Gene Ontology annotation, biological process: D-glucuronate catabolic process; mannitol metabolic process.
AUGACAACUUGUAACAAACCAAUAUGGAUGCAUAUUGGAGCUGGUAACUUCCAUCGUGCUCAUCAAGCUUAUUAUAUCAAUCGUUUGAUUGUUGAUGGCAAUGAUGAGGAGGGAUGGUCAAUUGCACUUGGUAAUAUGCUCAAUGAUCAUCAAGAGGACAUUAUCAAACAAUUGGAAAUACAACAUGGUCAAUACGUCCUGGAACUCAAUAAUACCGAUGGUUCAAGAACUUAUGAAGUGAUCAAAUCUAUCAAGAAGACUAUACCGUUCCAUCCAAGUGCCAAGUAUCUUAUUGAACAAGGUGCCUCCAGUGAUACCCGUGUCAUUUCCUUCACAAUCUCAGAGUCUGGUUACUUCCAUAAUGAGAACUUUGAUCUUCUGCUCAACAAUGAGCACGUCGACAAUGACCUCAAGACUGGCAGCACUCAGACCAUCUACGGAGUGAUGGCCAAGAUUCUCCGAGAGAGAAUGCUCCAUUCCAAAGCUCCAGUGACAUUAAUCAGUUGUGACAACAUCAGAAAGAACAGCAACUGUUUCAAAAGAUGCUUUGAGCAGUUCCUCCAGAAGCUUCCAGAUACCGACCUGUUGAAAUGGAUCGAUCAAAAUGUCCGCUUCCCCAACUCCAUGGUGGACAGGAUCACGCCCCAUCCCUCUGACGACCUUGUCGAGAGGGUUAGGCAACAAGGACUGGGCUUUGAAGACAAGGUCCCAGUGAUGGCAGAGUCAUUCAUUCAAUGGGUUGUCGAGGACAACUUCAUCAAUGGUCGACCAAAGCUAGAAUUGGCUGGUGUGGAGAUGACUCAAUCUGUUCUACCCUACGAGGAGGCCAAAGUACGAAUCCUCAACGCCAGUCAUGCAUGCUUUGCAUGGGCUGGUACACUGGUUGGAUUGACAUAUAUCAGUGAGGAUAUCGCCAAUCCAGACAUCCAUAAGAUAGUCUACGACUACAUCACCGAGGACGUGAUCCCAACUCUUAAGGCCGAGCACAGUCCUUUGAACUUGGAGAAGUAUAGAGAUGUAGUUCUAGAGAGAUUCAAGAACAAGUUCCUGAAGGACACCAAUGAGCGUGUCGGAAAGGAGGGCCACACCAAGAUCCCUGGCUUCCUCCUACCAACCAUUGUCGCGUGCUACAAGAGGGGAGCAGUGCCAAGAGCAACCGCUAAGCUUCCAGCCAUCUUCUUUGUAUUCCUUGAGCGAUGGAGCAAGAAUCAGAUACCCUACGAAUACCAUGAUGGAGUGAUGGACAAGGAUCAAGUUCACAAGAUGUUCUCUCAGUCCGACCCGCUGGCCGAGUACAUCCACGACCCCAAGGUAUUCUGUUCAUUAGCUGGCAACAAGGAGUUUGAGAAACUGCUAUGCGACCAGGUUCGAGAGGUUCGCGAAUGGCUGUCCCGCUCCAGCGACGGCACAUCCAUGACAGAGUGGCGUGAGCACAGUACAAGA